UGUCAGAUCAGGCCGAAAUAUAUUGAGAAUGGCUACCAGCACCCAUACUGCGGUCGAACAUGCGCAAGAAAUAGCCCUAUCGUCAAAGGCCCUCCCUGCGUUCUUGCAGGGUGCCGGACGCCAGGAGAUACCACACACGGAGGAUUCUGCUCGGAUGCGCACGCCCGGGAGGCUGUGCAAACGCGCCAAGUGAAGGGUUGUGCGCGAUGUCGUCAGCUGCCCGGGGUGUCAAACAACCAAUGCGUGCAAUGCAUCAGGAGCCCGCGGGCGGGUACGAAACUGAGAGAGCUGAAUCCGAAAGGCGCCACUUCGCAGAGCAUCGUCUCCGAAUUUUACAGAGCGUGGGAUGGAAACGAGGAGCCCACCGUUGUGAAGGUGAUUGAGAUUGUGUUUUCGCGUGACGUCCGUGCGGCAUAUGCGCAGUACCAGCAGAAUUUGGAGACCGCGAUGAAGGUUUACGAGCUAAACACGUACCACAGCACUCAGUGCAUAUGCGACUUCGCAGUGAACGAUCUCUCCCUUUGCGAAUGGCAAUCUUGCGGGAUCUGCAGUAUCAUCAAAUCGGCCUUUGGGAGUUUCGCGUUCGGCGCCACGCAUAACUCGGGAAGUUAUGGCGAAGGCAUAUAUUCAUACCCGAACCCAGCACAGGCUGAUCAAUGGGCCACAUCUUCGACAUCAUCGCCGUUCCGGGUGAUGCUGGCUUGCAAAGUCGUCAUAUCGGCGGCCCCUCAAGCCGUCAAUGAUGGGGCGAAAGUCGUCGUCAAAACCUCGGAUGCCAUCAUGCCUAGAUAUGUUAUUCUAUACACGAAGUAG
Messenger RNA from Postia placenta MAD-698-R-SB12, 813 nucleotides. RefSeq lists its product as hypothetical. The annotation marks the transcript as partial. NCBI's taxonomy places the organism in Eukaryota, Fungi, Basidiomycota, Agaricomycetes, Polyporales, Adustoporiaceae. The transcript has 6 exons. The record is from RefSeq and is a predicted model, not a curated record.